Messenger RNA from Adineta steineri, 824 nucleotides. The record is from the annotation of a GenBank genome assembly. Lineage: Eukaryota; Metazoa; Rotifera; Eurotatoria; Adinetida; Adinetidae.
CAUCUAUGCUGUCGUGGGAAAAAUCUAAGAAAUUGAUAGUAUCAACACGAAAUCUGAAGAAUACAACAUCAAUCACAGGAGAUACUUCAUAUAUUCACUCAAACUGGGUGAAACAAAUUAAGGACCAAGAACUUCAUAUUUACACUCAGAAUGGUGAAGAUGGAAUACUCUUAUGGAUAUUUGCAAACGUUGGUACAGUUAAUAAACCACCACGUUUUGUAGAAUUCGGUACUCAAGAGGGUCAACAAUGUAAUACGCGUUUUCUUCGUCAACAACUAGGUUGGCAAGGUUUAAUGAUGGAUGGAGGUUAUGAAAUUCCAAAUAUUAACCUUCACAAAGAAAUAAUCACACCAAAAAAUAUCAAUGAUCUAUUAGCAAAAUAUCAAACUCCAUCUCUAAUUGAUCUUCUUUCAAUUGAUAUUGAUUUUGAUGAUUAUUUUGUAUGGAAAUCAAUUCUACAAGCAAAUCGCUUUCAUGCACGUGUAGUUGUGAUUGAAUAUAAUUAUGCAAUUCCACCAAAGGAAAAUCGUGUUGUUGAUCCUGAUCAAGAUUUUCGCCGAUGGACAGGUUCAGAUUAUUACGGCGCUAGUAUGUUAGCAAUGGCAGCACUUGGUCGUGCAUAUAAUUAUACGUUAAUCUAUGCUGAAAAAAUGGGUGUUAAUUUAUUCUUUAUCCAAACUUCCAUACUUAUUGAACAAAACAUCCUACAUAAAGUACCAUCAAUAAAAGACUUACAUAUAUCGAGACCUGCGAAGUAUUGGAAACAUCCCCCUGAAAUCGAUAAGACACGACGAUGGAUAUGGAACGAUACUAUAUGGAUAUAA